Messenger RNA from Schistosoma rodhaini, 955 nucleotides. The record is from the annotation of a GenBank genome assembly. NCBI's taxonomy places the organism in Eukaryota, Metazoa, Platyhelminthes, Trematoda, Strigeidida, Schistosomatidae.
CUACUAGUAGGUUUGACAGAUAUACAUUGGAAACCAAGCGAUUUGGCCAUUGGAUACGGAAUAUAGCUGGCUUUGUUUUCUGUGAAGAACUACAGAGAACAGUUUGUUUUUACAUCUGACUACUAAUUAACAAAUUCUGGAGGCAAUUUAAGUGACGUUAGCAACGCGAUAAUAUAGAAACAACUUUUGAUUUAUAAUCGUUAUUCGAUUGAUUGGUUGGAUCUAUAAUUCUAAUUGCGCAGCUGCAGUUAGUCUGAAUCUGAUUGAGCUGGGGAUAUACUUGCAUUUAUUCGGGGGAUUUCAACGGCAAUUCCAGCCAAUUGAUCGUUUUGCUCAUCACAGUUAGUAUGCCAAUUCCCUUGGAUGUAUUUCAAGUCCCAGCUGAUGUGGCCGAAGCUGAAUUAGCCAGUCGCAAAGUUUCAACAGUUUUUCAAAAUUUUAUAUAUGACUUACCAAUACCAUUCUCAUUAUUACUACUUCUAUGCGGAUUUGGUUAUUUGUUAAUUAUCGGUAUAAUUUAUGCAAUUGUAAAAUCCAUAUUGGCGAAGCGUACGCCAAGUGUUAAACCAUCUGCCAAUCAGCUUCAACCUUUCGCUUGCUGUCCAUGUUGUUUAUCAGUUGCUGAUUUAUGCAACUGUUGCAGAGUAACUUCCAUUGAUGCCUGCCUUAAUGGUAUUUGCCCCCAACGUAAGACUCAUGACUUUACGGACUUAAUACUAUGUCAAAUAUGUCUUGGACGGCCUGGUCGAAUGAAAUCGGCUGUACCACUUGUCAAAUGUCCUGUAUGUUGUCGAUCAGCCUAUUGUGAAGACACCGUUAUAUGUUGCUUCUUAUGUAAUUUUCGAUCGAAAGCUUUACUUCAGGACGAAUAGAAUAAAUACUUUGGUUCUUUAUAGUAAUAUUAUAUACAUACUUUUGCUUGGAAAAAAAAUAAAUUUUUAUUUUUACUUUUCUU